UCCUUUCUUCCCUUGCAUUUUCCCUAAGGGAGAAUUCUGCAUCAUAAAAGAAAGAAACGCAGUAUGAAUUCUUUCCAGAAAUGAUUUGAGAUCUGCGUUUGUGACAUCUUAUUAUAAGACAAGCUAACAUCUAUUAUUAAUUGAUGCACUAAUUAAAGCCAUACUCGCAGUUUCCAUUAGCUUAUUCCCUAAAUUCUCCAGAGUUGGCUGUCUGGUUUUAAUCAAAACCAAAUGGUAGUCCAAGCUCCCAGCGUGGAGCAGCUAGGAGGAAGUCAUUCAGUGGAGGCACAAAAGCAGAAAAGAUAAACAGAUGAGAGUUCACAAACUGUGUGUCUGGGGAAGGAUGCACACUCUGCUAGUCACUUUAGAGAUGUGAUUGAGGGACUCGGCCUUGCAGGAGGAAGCAUUGCCAGUGUUUAAUGUCAGCACAACUCUUACAUGAUCAAGAUGGAGUCUGCCUUCUUCCUUUGCAGCCGUGGCUGUCUGUAACUGGAGGAUCCCGACUGUAGGCAACGAAAUGGCAGAACACACUCUCUUCCUUGAUCCAUGAAUUCAAAAUCAUCUUUCGUCAAGUUCCAUCCCCGGUGAGCGUCAUAUGGAAUGCAUCUCCUUGUCUGUUGUUAAGCUAUGGUGACAUGUCUGUAGCUAUCAGAAAAAGGAGCUGGGAAGAGCAUGUGACCCAACAGACUGGACAGCCUUUUAAUUCUGAUGAGUAUGACAUAGCAUGUCAUCACGGACUGGCAUCCGACAGCUUGCAGGCAAGUAUGGAAAAAGAUGCAACCUUAAAUGCUGGCCAUAAAGAGAAGUGUGCCUCUCUACCAGACUGCUGUUGUGGGCCAGAGCCCAGAGACUUUCCUGGGAGGCCAAUGGGUCAUAUUUCACAGGAAGUGGAUGAAAGCGGCAGCCAGGAAGGGGAGGAGCGGUUUCUGUCUCUGGAGGCCAGCACAGAAACGCUAGUACACAUUUCUGAUGAGGAUACUGAUUCCGAGCUCCACCUUACCCAUGAUGCACAGAUUUCAACUCCCCAAAGACAUGACAGAGACAGCCAACUUGGUGUCGAAGGAGCGGGCUCCCUCAUGAAGACACUGUCCACCAUGCACAGUAACCCAGAUUCACAUAACUCCUGGAGGAAGGCUGGUAAAGCUGAUGUGUCUCCAGCAGAAGAAAGUGGGGGGAGGCAAGGUGCUGAUGCUGUAACUAAAAGCCUGGAGCUUUGUAAGGAUAGAAGUUCAAAUGAAACAAAAGAUGUGCCCAAAGUAAGUACAUUCGAUUCUUUGAAUGUGGAAGAUACCACACCUGAGACACAACUGCUUAAUUCUGCGGUAGUCGCUAAACAACGAAGGAAACCUGACUUUCCUAAAGAGGAACAGGAAAAAAAUCGCCCCGGUGUAGUAGAAGUGGAGUUCUUGGCUGCUCCUUAUGCAGACAGAGGGCUGCCAUUAUUAAAAGCAGAUUGCGGAAGCUGCCUUCUACAGCCUCCUUCCUGUGCCCGUGGAAUGUCAGCAGAAAAUGACCCGGAGAGGAGUGGGCUCUCAGAAGAUCAAAACAAAAUCCCUCUCAAGGUCAACACAGAAGAUGGCUUGCAGUGUUUACACUUAAGGGGCCCAGUGACCACCCAGGAGACCAUAGACAAUCAAGUCCGAUUGCGCAAGAGAAAGGAAACAAGGGAUGAUCGCGACAGGACACGGCUGGACUCCAUGGUGCUGCUAAUCAUGAAACUAGACCAACUAGACCAAGACAUUGAGAACGCCCUCAGCACUGCCUCUUCCGCAUCCAGCACCCCAACGAACCUGCGGCGGCAUGUCCCUGAUCUGGAAUCAGGAUCUGAAAGCAGAGCGGAUAGUAUCUCAAUAAAUCAGACACAGGUGACUCUGUCUUCUAAUCCUGACUCCACUGAUUCAUCAUCCACUCCAGGGAGCAAUUCUGGAACCAAACCCAAGGCCAUGGCUAUUACAUGUAUUGGAGAAAAGGAAAUGUCUGAAAUUGAAGCCAAGGAAGCUUGUGAUUGGCUGCGGGUAACUGGAUUCCCCCAGUACGCACAGCUUUAUGAAGAUCUCCUGUUCCCUAUUGAUAUUUCUCUGGUCAAGAGAGAACAUGAUUUCUUGGACAGAGAUGCCAUCGAGGCCCUGUGCAGGCGACUGAAUACGUUAAACAAGUGUGCGGUGAUGAAGCUGGAGGUCAGCCCUCACCGGAAACGAAGUGAGGAUUCGGAUGAAGAUGAACCUUGUGCAAUAAGUGGCAAGUGGACAUUCCAGAGGGACAGCAAGAGGUGGUCCCGGCUUGAAGAGUUUGAUGUCUUUUCUCCAAAGCACGAUCCAAUCCCUGGGUCCCCAGACGACCCUCACUUGCAGAGCGCCACAAGCCACGAGAGCAUGCUGACAGACCUCAGCGAGCGCCAGGAGGUGUCUUCUGUCCGAAGCCUCAGCAGCACCAGCAGUGUCCCCACACACGUGCCCCACAGUGGGGAUGCUGUGACACCCCGAACGAAUUCUGUCAUCAGCGUCUGCUCCUCCAGCCACUUUGUAGGCAACGAUGACUCUUUCUCCAGCCUCCCUUCCCCCAAGGAACUUUCCAGCUUCAGCUUCAGUAUGAAAGGCCACGAGAAAAACACCAAGUCUAAGACACGGAGCCUGCUGAAACGGAUGGAGAGCUUGAAACUCAAGGGUUCCCACCACAGCAAGCACAAGGCGCCUUCGAAGCUGGGGUUGAUCAUCAGUGCUCCCAUUCUGCAGGAGGGAAUGGAUGAGGAGAAGCUGAAGCAACUGAACUGCGUGGAGAUCUCAGCCCUCAAUGGCAACCACAUCAACGUGCCCAUGGUACGAAAAAGGAGUGUGUCCAACUCCACCCAGACCAGCAGUAGCAGCAGCCAGUCAGAGACCAGCAGUGCUGUCAGCACACCGAGCCCAGUCACCAGGACACGGAGCCUCAGCACCUGUAACAAGCGGGUGGGCAUGUAUCUAGAGGGCUUCGACCCUUUCAGUCAGUCCACCUUGAAUAGCGUGACGGAACAGAACUAUAAGAACCGUGAGAGCUACCCAGAGGACACAGUGUUCUACAUUCCGGAAGAUCACAAGCCUGGAACAUUCCCCAAGGCCCUCUCCAAUGGCAGUUUCUGUUCUUCGGGAAGCAGUUCUGUGAACUGGAGGACUGGAAGCUUCCAUGGCCCUGGCCACCUCAGCCUACGGAGAGAAAACAGCAGUGACAGUCCUAAGGAACUAAAGAGGCGCAAUUCCUCCAGCUCUGUGAGCAGCCGCCUAAGCAUCUAUGACAAUGUGCCGGGCUCCAUCCUAUAUUCCAGCUCAGGGGACCUGGCAGACCUAGAGAAUGAGGACAUCUUCCCUGAGCUGGAUGACAUUCUCUACCACGUGAAGGGAAUGCAGCGGAUAGUCAACCAGUGGUCUGAAAAGUUUUCAGAUGAGGGGGACUCAGACUCAGCCCUGGACUCCGUGUCUCCUUGCCCAUCAUCUCCAAAACAGAUACACCUGGAUGUGGAACAUGACCGAAGGACACCCAGUGACCUGGACAGCACGGGCAACUCCCUCAAUGAGCCUGAAGAGCCCACUGACAUCCCAGAAAGAAGGGACUCCGGGGUGGGGGCAUCCCUGACCAGAUGCAAGAGGCACAGACUGAGAUGGCACAGCUUCCAGAGCUCUCACCGGCCGAGCCUAAACUCUGUAUCUCUGCAGAUUAACUGUCAGUCUGUGGUCCAGAUGAACCUACUACAGAAAUACUCACUCCUGAAACUGACAGCCCUGCUGGAAAAAUACACGCCUUCCAACAAGCAUGGUUUUAGCUGGGCUGUGCCCAAGUUCAUGAAAAGGAUCAAGGUUCCAGACUACAAGGACCGGAGUGUGUUUGGGGUCCCACUGACGGUGAAUGUGCAGCGCUCGGGGCAGCCCCUGCCUCAGAGUAUCCAGCAGGCCAUGCGUUACCUCCGUAACCAUUGUCUGGACCAGGUUGGGCUCUUCCGAAAAUCAGGUGUCAAAUCCAGGAUUCAGGCGCUACGACAGAUGAAUGAAGGUGCUGAAGAUUAUGUCAACUACGAAGGCCAGUCUGCUUACGAUGUGGCAGACAUGCUAAAGCAAUAUUUUCGAGAUCUUCCUGAGCCCCUCAUGACGAACAAACUCUCAGAAACCUUCCUACAGAUCUACCAAUAUGUGCCCAAGGACCAGCGCCUCCAAGCUAUCAAGGCAGCCAUUAUGCUCCUGCCUGACGAGAACCGGGAAGUUCUCCAGACGCUUCUCUACUUCCUGAGCGACGUCACAGCGGCCGUGAAGGAAAACCAGAUGACUCCCACCAACCUGGCUGUGUGCUUAGCCCCUUCUCUCUUCCACCUCAACACCCUGAAGAGAGAGAAUUCUUCCCCAAGGGUCAUGCAAAGAAAACAGAGUUUGGGGAAACCAGACCAGAGAGAUCUGAAUGAAAACCUAGCUGCCACGCAAGGGCUGGCCCACAUGAUUGCUGAAUGCAAGAAGCUCUUCCAGGUUCCCGAGGAAAUGAGCCGAUGUCGCAACUCUUACACUGAACAAGAGCUUAAGCCUCUCACACUGGAGGCCUUGGGACACUUGAGUAGUGAUCAGCCUGCUGACUACAGACACUUUCUCCAGGACUGUGUGGAUGGCCUGUUUAAGGAGGUCAAAGAAAAGUUCAAAGGCUGGGUCAGCUACCCUACUUCUGAACAGGCCGAGCUGUCCUAUAAGAAGGUCAGUGAAGGACCCCCGCUAAGGCUUUGGAGGUCAACCAUUGAAGUCCCUGCGACACCUGAGGAGAUCUUAAAACGCCUUCUGAAAGAGCAGCACCUUUGGGACAUGGACCUGCUGGACUCUAAGGUGAUAGAAACCCUGGACAGCCAGACUGAAGUCUACCAGUACGUUCAAAACAGCAUGGCACCUCACCCUGCUCGGGACUACGUUGUGUUGAGGACCUGGAGGACUAACUUACCCCGGGGAGCCUGUGCCCUCUUACUCACCUCUGUGGAUCACGACCGGGCACCCGUGGUGGGGGUGAGGGUUAACGUGCUCCUGUCCAGAUAUUUGAUGGAACCCUGCGGGUCAGGAAAAUCCAAACUCACCUACAUGUGCCGAGCUGAUUUAAGGGGCCACAUGCCGGAGUGGUACACAAAAUCUUUUGGACAUUUGUGUGCAGCUGAAGUGGUAAAGAUCCGGGACUCCUUCAGUAAUCAGAACACUGAAACCAAGGAUAACAAAUCUAGGUGAUCACUGAGGCGAAGCACCUGCGUCUACUGCCUGGGUGAUUGUUUCUAGAGCCUUGCCAGUCCACGGAGGAGUCCAUCUGGGUCUCAUUGACUAUAGCAAUUUGAGGAGAAUUUUUUUUAAAGCUGCUUCCUGUUUGUCUUAGGUCUAUGUCAUAGACCUUGACUGGAUUAUAUAAGACUUGGGGCAUGGGGCCGGGGUGUACUUGUAUUAUUCAGAUUGCUUCUGAGAAGCAAGAACUCUUUCAGUGCAUAACAGAAGAUGGUGGAGAGGACGUCAUUCUCUCGUGACGUCAGCGCAUGUGUACCUAUGUCGUUUGUUUGCAGUGUGUUGAGGGACUGACGUAUCCACUGGAAUAGUUGGUACUCGUUGGCAGGUUUUGUCCCUGGGAUGAGCAGAGAACGGUUUGCCCAGAGAAGUGUGAAUGUGUGUGUUGCUGGCUGAGUGGCACAGAUGGAGAGAUGGGAUGCAGUGUCUGGCACACUGAGAUGCUCCACAGAAGAUGCUGAUUCAUACACCAGGUUUAGCUCCGCCUGGAAUAGCCGACUACCCAGGGAUCUACCCAGAAGGGGAACGCAGCUAGCUCCCUUCUCCCUUUCCCUCCAGGUUAUUGUGGCGUUGUUUGGGAGGGGUUGGUUUUUUUCGGUGUUUUGUUUUGUUACUUUCCUUUUCUUCAAACCUUUGCUUUCCCAUAAACUGUAGUUUCCUAUGAUUGUAGUAAUGUAACCAUCAAGACUAAGAAGCUCUCUCUCCACUCCCUUGACUGGCUCCAAAGGAAGGUUUUAUUUACGUGAGAUGUAAAGGCCUAAUGCUAACAUCCAAAAGCAAAGUACCAAAACUUUUUUUUUUUUAUUUCUGGGACUGGGAGUUGAACCCAGGGCCUUUUAUAUGCCAGGCAAGCACUCUACAGUGGACUUUAUCCCCAGCUCUGUUUUGACCUUUUAUUUUGAGACAGGAUCUCACCACGUUGCCCAGGCUGGUCUUGAACAACUAACUCACCAUGUAGCUGAGGCGCCUAUCUCAGUCUGUGUAAUAACUGGGAUAAGAGGUGUUCAUUGACACUUUUUACCUGUUAUAAUUCAUAAUAUUUUCAUGCUUGUGAUGUAAACUCUAAGAUAAACCAGGGAACACAGGGAUAUAUGUCCCCAGUAGAGUUAACCCAAGUACUAGAGGCUUUUGAUUAUUGGUGUUCCCAGUGUUCCAGACAGCUAUGUGUGUGUAUUUUCAUUGGGUUUGUCCUCGUGCACAAAUAGGUUUUCUGACUAUUUGUUAUUUUUCCUCCAUUUCUUUUUUUCUUUUCUCUCAUAACAAUGCCCUUGAACUGUAUUUUCAUAAUAAUGGGGGGUAGAAAUCUCAGUGAAAAACAGAUAGUGCAGGUGUUUGGAAGGGUGAUCUUUAUACAGGUUUUACUGUAAUGGUAAAGAUUGACUCGAGACAGUAUUAGUAAAUUUAUUUUGUAUGGAUCAAAAAGUGAGUCAUAUGAAUGAGAGUCGAAGAAGGAUUUUUAUUUUGUUAUAACUUAGUUACCUUGUCAGUAUUAUUUCAGAAAUUCUUUGAAGAAUGGGGGGUGGGGUCAGAGUAGAGUUUUAAAAUUUGAGUAUUUGAAUUAUCAGUGUUGCUUGUGAAGACGUGCGUGUAUAUUCAAUUUCAUUGGCUUCUGGAUCUGUAAGAUUGUAUGCUGUAUAUACCAUUCUAUUGAGAAACGUGUACACAUGUCUGUCCACUGUGCUUUCAGACAUAGAUAAAGCAUGAUAAAGAUUAUUAUUUAAAAUAUACUUGUAUUUAUACCUCAGAUAUUCUUUUGGGUUUUGUACCUCAAGGUUCCCCUCUACGCAUUGUAAAUACACUUUACGUGAAUACAGUUUUAGUGAAAAAAAAAAAGAGUAAAUAAAGGAAGAGGUUUAUAAUUUGCCCUAUAUCUGUACAGAGUAUAUUCAGUAAAUGCACUAUUAAAUGUUUAAGGGGAAGAGUCUGGUCUGCUUUCUGCAUUGCAUCUUCCUCCGUCCUUAGAAGCAGGGAUUGCAAAGCAGAGCCGCCCAGUGCCAACUGAAAUCCAAAGAUACAUCGGCUGAAAGAAAAAUCGGAUGACGAAUUAUUCCAAGGCCAAGCUGCGACUGAGCCACUCACCCACAAACAGGAAACCCUGGUGAAGGUUCAGGAAGCCUGGAGAUUUUCUCCACACCAAGGUCUGACACGAUGCUGAGAAUUUACGAGAACGGAGCAACAGCAAUGGAACAAUUCUUAGAAGCAAAGUCAAGGUCACUGAUUAAUCCACAAAAGGUCUCUUUCCCAUGUUGAACUUUCCUGUUGAAGGGAUUCCUUACGUCUGGCCAGAGAAGAAUUCAGAGUGCCUCGGGACUGUGUAAGAACUAGGCUUACAUUAUGUAACAUCCCACAACUUGUCCAUUUGAGUCUUGGGCUAGAUUGUGAGUUCUUCAAGGGCAGGCGCAUCUCCUGCACACCUUUAUAACCCUCUGCAACAGCUUUCAGUGUUUUGUACUUGUAGACACCUAAUAAAUUUAUCAUUUGCUAAAUAACA
This is a messenger RNA of Cricetulus griseus (Chinese hamster), 7752 nucleotides long. The record is from RefSeq and is a predicted model, not a curated record. NCBI's taxonomy places the organism in Eukaryota, Metazoa, Chordata, Mammalia, Rodentia, Cricetidae.